AUAACAAAUAAUGUUAAUACAUAUUCUGUAAAUGAUGAUUCUGUAAGCAAUCAUUCUGUGAAUGAUGAUUCUGUAAAUGAUGAUUCUGUGAACGAUGAUUCUGUAAGCAAUCAUUCUGUGAACAAUGAUUCUAUAAACAAUAAUUCUGUGAAUAAUAAUUCUGUGAACAAUGAUUUUAUAGUUGUUAGUUAUGAAAAUGAAAAUACAAUAUCUAAAGAACAUGAAUACAAAUCUAAAAACAAGAAACAAACUAAUGCAAUAACUACUAAAUAUAUCAAUUGUAAAUGGCAUAUAAAUUUGUCACAACUUGUAAAGAAUAAUACUUACAAGAACAUUUAUAUUAUUACUCUGGAAAAUAAGUAUAAUCAUGAUUUAUCAUAUGAUAGAGUAUUAUUUUUUAAUGAUAAUAAAUUUACAAAAGAAAUGGUUGAACAGGUAGAGUUUUAUAUGAAUAUAAUUAAACUAAAACUAUUACAAAUCCAAAAAGCUAUAAAAAAAGAGUUUUCUCAUUGUGAGAUUUAUUUACUUGAAGUUUAUAAAGUAGUAAUUAAGUUUUAUAAUAAAAGACAGAAAGAUAUUUCAAAUGAUGCAGUAUUACUAUAUGAAGAUUUGCUGAAAAAAAAAGAUAAUGAUCCAAAUUGGUAUAUUGCAGUUGAUUGA
Racocetra persica is the source of this 660-nucleotide messenger RNA. Lineage: Eukaryota; Fungi; Glomeromycota; Glomeromycetes; Diversisporales; Gigasporaceae. The record is from the annotation of a GenBank genome assembly.